Messenger RNA from Arachis ipaensis, 645 nucleotides. Lineage: Eukaryota; Viridiplantae; Streptophyta; Magnoliopsida; Fabales; Fabaceae. The record is from RefSeq and is a predicted model, not a curated record.
AUGAGGCUAGGUCAUGGUCUGCAAGAUAUCCACAAUGUACAGUUAGAGGAAUUUGCUGAGUGGCUGCUUCAAAUAGGUGACAGGUUAUUCGGAGACAGUACUGAUGGCAAAUCGGUGAGUAGAAUACCAAACAACUUGCUAUUGGAUAUUGAGUCUCCGGGUUUCCACGAUUUGGUGUUGUUUGUGUAUCCCGAUAUUUUACUACGUACUUCUAGCGUGGAUUAUUUUAAGGACAGGAGUAUAUUGGCACCAACACUUGAUGUUGUUACUAAAGUUAAUAAUCAUGUGAUGUCUUUGAUCCCUGGCAAUGAAAGGAUUUACCUGAGCUUUGACACACUGCUUAAUGAAGAUGGUCACUUAGAAUCUGAAUUAUACACAAUGAGCACAGAGUCGUUGAAUGCGUUGAAUUGUUCUGUAAUUCCUCAACACAGGUUAGUUCUUAAAAUUGGUGUUCCUGUCAUGCUUCUUUGCAAUAUUGACCAAUCUAAUGGACUAUGCAACAGUACGCGAAUGCAAGUUAGGCGACUUGGUGAUCAUGUCAUUGAGUGCGUCAUAUUAGCAGGUCGUAAUAUUGGUGAAGUUGUCUUUAUUCCCAAGAUGAAUAUGGUCCCUAAUAAUGAAACAUUACCGAUUAGGUUUACCUAG